Funneliformis geosporum is the source of this 1230-nucleotide messenger RNA. Lineage: Eukaryota; Fungi; Glomeromycota; Glomeromycetes; Glomerales; Glomeraceae. The record is from the annotation of a GenBank genome assembly.
AUGACAAGCGAAGAUUCUACAACUGUUAUAAGUCCUUUCGAUUUAUUACCAGACGAGAUUUGUUUAAGAAUAUUUACAGAAUUAUCUGUACCUACUAUUUGUCUUUGUCAAACGGUAUCCAAAAGAUGGUAUUACAUUUCUCAAGAUGAAUCAUUAUGGCAACAUCAUUGUUCAUUAUUAAUUGGACCGGGACCUUUGCCACCUAGAACAAGUUCAACUUUAGAUAGCUGGAAAAAAUUUUAUAGGCUUCAAUUGAAUUGGAAUAGUGGAACGGCAACAAAAACAUUUAAUUUUAAAGCUCAUGAUUCUAAAGUCAUUUCAUUAAAAUUACGAGGAAAUAUUUUAAUUACGGGAUCAAGUGAAAAGUGUCUUGGUGUAUGGAAUAUUAAAACUGGAAAACAGGAAAAAGAAAUUCAUGUUGGUGCUGACAUUAUUUGCGUUGAUUUCAUUGAACAUAAAGAUGUUAUUGCUUGUGGAUCUUAUUAUGGUGAUUUCGGAUGUAAGUUGUUUUCUCUUUCAACGGGAAAAUCUCUCGGGGAAUUUAGAGAGGAUCAUUGGAUAGGAACUCAAUGCAUGGAUAUUAACGAUGAAUAUAUUAUAUUAGGAACUUAUAACGGAAUGAUACAUGUACUAUCUUGGGAAGAUGGUAGAAAGAUAGCAUUAUUUCAUAUUCAUAAUAAUCGGGUUGCAGGUGUUCGCCUUCUUGGUAAAAAUACUGCCAUGUCCGUUUCAUCAAAUGGAGCUAUUGAUAUUUUCAGCAUUUCAACAAAUGAAUUACUUUAUCAAUACUUCCUACCAAGAACGGCUGUCAACAUAUGCGCAUUUGAUAAUAAUGUAGAAGGAAGUGACAUUUUAUGUAUUGCACCAAAUGGAGCAAUAUUUCAUUUAAGAUGGGAAGGCUCAGAAGAAUUUAAUGAUGAGAAAGGAUCUACUUCGAUAAUUGGAUCGUUAGCGACAUUUCCGCCAAAAAGCGAUUUAUUAAUUUAUAAUCCAGAUGGCAGUAAAGAAAAUGGAAUUCGCGGCUUUAAUAAGAUUAAAGUAAAGAAUGUUACGUCAUCUGAUACAUAUGAUUCUGUAUGUAAUGUAAAUGUCAAUAUCGAGAAUGUAGGUGGUCAAACAUCAUCAUCUGAUUCAUCUGAUUCUGUAUUUAAUGUAUUGGGAAUUGAUGAAGAAAGGGUUGUGGCUGGCUGUACAAGAGGCUGGAUUCGUUGUUUUGAACUUAAUAUUUGA